UAUGAGUGAUAAAAAUGCUUAAGACUUUAUCGAACGUCAUUGUUCACGCUUUAUUGAUAUUUCUGGACGUGUUAACGACAUUUAAACCAUAAUGGCAAUUACUGAUAUUGGCUGGUUGAGCGACGAGCCUCUGUGAUUUGAUAUAUCACGCACCACUCCUUGGGUAUGUCUGAAGAAAACUGUGUAGGAGUUGUUCAAUAGUAAAAGGGAAAACUUUGUGUUUGACGUUUUACAUUUAAGUGGCUCCAUGAUUGGUCUUUACUAAAGAAUGAAAAAUUGUCAACAAAAAACGGAAAAUGCAGUCAGUAUAUUGGCUCGACAAGGAAUCGCACGGAACCUCUUCGUCCUCUGACGUCAUGCUUUGUGACGUCCUCACACUUCCUUCAUUGAGGAGGAUCUUUGCGUCUGACCGCGACACUAAAAUAUUUCAUAGUUUUUCUUAAAGAGUUUGUCUCCUCUCAUACCGUCACUUCUUUAAUUACACGAAUUUGAGAGGAAAAAUGAAAAAAGAAAAAAUCCCAUAAUUCUGAAACUGAAGUCCGUAACAUGUGAUGGUUUCGAUCCAUGGAGAUUUUCCCUUUCAAUCAUUUGUGACUGUAAACUCUGGUGCCUUACAAAUUAUUGUUUCGGUUGAUCACAAUACUGUACUGAUCUUAAAUUAGAAAAAAUGACGUAAUCGUUAACAUAAAUAAUUCCCUGGCGCCAAAAUUGUCUUUUUGGCAAGACUUCAAUCCGUAUUCAGGCUUCCUCGUCAAUAUUGUUAUGCAAAAACACAAGAGACAGGCAGUGCUAUAAGGACCCUGUAUAAGAUUGCUUCACACGGAAAUUCCCUGUCUGAAAUGGAAAAAAAUAAACAGAAUUAAAAAAUUCGAGAAACACUGAUAAGGUGUAGCACCAAAGGAAACUUGUUGUUACACUGUAAUGAAAAUUACACAAUCAUGUCAUCUAGGAUCUGCAUAGGAUAUGAUCACAAACUGCCUAUCGAGAGGUUUUGUUUCUGAAAUCGUGCCCUCAUUUCCGUUGACAUCAUUUCCGGUUCGCCUCGGAAUACCCAUGGUUUCCGGUUGAAAGAACGCAAUGACCUUGUUCUUCUUCUAACUGUCGUGCUAAGGGCUGGUCCUCCAAGACCUUCAAAGAGAGUCAUCUCUUGGGCAAUUUUCUCGAGGGAAUUAACAUGGUAGACGGCGCAUGAAAUCGAGAAGAAAAGAAAACAUCGCUUAACCACUCUUGUCAUUAAGAUUAUUUAAUAUUCCCGCCUGUGCGAAAUUAUUAAACAGUCUUGCCGUGGGUACACCGAACGCAGCUAGUCUAUAUUCAGACAAGCGUCGAAUUGAACACCGCGGCCUGAUUGCGAGUGCGGGCUUGAGCAACUGGUUGGUAGUUAAGUCGAAGGAUGAGAUCUGAAACUCACCCUAUUAUGGUUUUUUGAUCAAGUUUUCAAGAGGGUUACCGGAAACCCAGACGACUGAACGAUGAUCAGUGUGGCGCAUGAAGAACAUGCUGUGACUGUAACUCCCCGAAACAGAGCUAACUUUCGAAGGCUCAAAACCAAUAGCAUACAAAGUUAUAAACGAUGGGAGAAAGAGAACGAACUUCUUUAUGCGAUGAUGGAAGACGAGAGCGAAUGGCUGGCCAAGUUGUUUCCCGAUGUUGUUAUAAGUCCCGACUUUUUUUUCUACGCUUUGGAAGAUGGUUCGUUGCUCUGUCGACUUGCGAACUACAUUCAAGAGAAAGCGGAGGCCUACUCUCGUGAACGAAAAAUCGCAGUGCCGGGGAAAAAAUUUCGCUAUCACACAAUGGGUAAAUGCAACAAAGAAAUCAAACUCUUUAAAUCCAGGGACAAUGUGCAACAGUUUCUAACGUGGUGCCGAAGUCAUGGUAUCCCCGAAGCGAUCCUGUUCGAAUCGAAUGAUGUUGUACAAGUAGACGAUUAUCGAGAGGGUUGCAGAGGUGUUAUAAUUUGUUUAAUGGAAAUUGUUAGAAGGACAGCAAAGUUUGAACUGGACGAACUACCCCAGUUAAUUCAAAUGGAGAAAGAAAUCGAAGAGGAUGAGGCAAAGCAUGAUACGGAUCUUUCGGACGAGCACGGGCAAAUUUUAGAUGUGGAGCAAAUAAAUAGGAGUGAAUUUGAAAACCUCGAAGUACAACAGACAGAUCAGCCCGAAAUCCAAAGCCCUAGUUCUUUAGACUCGGAUUCUGGGGUUGACUCCGUAUUUGAUCAAGAAGAAGGAGACAAUACAGCGUCCCGUUUGACGGAGUUUUCUGUGGAGGAGUCAGAGGAAAGAACGAAAACCACAGCCGUGACAAGAAAACAAACUCCUUCGAAACCAGAAGAUCGAAAAAGUUGCUCAAAAAGUCAGAAAAAAACUGAUGAACUUCCUUCUCUUCUUGAUAGCAAAGGACCCAAAUCUGAAUUAGAUAAACAGGUGUGCAAGCUUGCUCAAGAUUACAACAUAAAAGUUGUUCACCGACUGAAAGAAGGAAAAUACAUCAUUCUUGGCAGAAUCAUGUUUGUUCGAAUGUUGAAUGAUCACAUGUUGGUACGCAUUGGUGGAGGAUGGGAUACUCUUGAACAUUACCUGAUGACUCAUGUACCCUCCAAACCCUCCAAACAAGCUCUUGAGAGCUCUAGUGCCACACCGAGUUCACAAGCUCCUACCAGUCCACGAAAUUCCAUAUCGACAUGAACCGGAGGCAGGAAUAGUUUGUUCGAUAAAGUUAAGAGAAGAGAACAAAUUGGAGUUAUCAAUAGAGACUCGCCAGUGUAUUCCUCGCAAGGAAGCUUGAGCCAUCCUUUGGCAUCUCAAUCGACGCCGAAUCUAAGAGAGAAGUCGAAAAAGUUGUCUAUUGUCGAGAGUGACAAGAAGGACAUCACAGACGCCAUUCGAAAGAUUGAAUCAUCCGUCUCGCAGAACUUAGCUUCAAGGCCUGUUAGUUUCACAAGCAAGACUUUUCAUCAGCUGAAAAGUCGUUUUGACAAGGUAAUCUUUGGAUCCAGCAGGCGAACUUCAUCCCCCGAUCUUUCUUUGAAAGGCACGAAGAUAUUGAGGCGUUUGAGCGACACUUCAACAAUGGCGGACAUAGCAACCACUCUUUCUUUCGAUAGGAUGAACGAAGAUCAACAGCAAAUUGCAAGUGGUAAUAAUAAUGAUGCCGUUCUAAAACAAACGGAGUCCGGUGGUGAAUCUUUUUCGGGCAAAACAACCGCGCCCAGCGAGGACUUAUUCGGGAAUGAAACUCGGCAGAGCAACGAACUAAUUUCCGUGGACGAGACCGACGGCUCUGAAUCUCGUGGAGAUUUACCUUCCACGGAUCACGCAAAGGAUUCUCAUUGGACUGACAAUUUGCUAGGUGGUCCACUAAACGGGAGCGAAAAAUUUCACCCUGGUGAUCAGGGGGAGACUGCAGUUGAUGUUUCGUCGUUUGAUCCUUUCACACCGACAGGUGACCAGGACCAACUAAUUUCGACGGAAAAUGAACCUUCGGAAGUUACUGAAGAGAAGCCAAAUGAUGCAGACGAUGUUGAAGAAGGCGCUGUGGUUGGCAAUGGCCACCUUGAAUUAGAAAGUAUUCCUGGGAUUGUACAUGAAACAGCAGAAAUGCACGAUGAGUUAAUCGUAACGGAAGCGGAUGAUAAUGCGUUGGAAUUAACACCACGGAUUGACCUGGGUGAUUUGUUAGCGGACUCCCAACCUGUAGAUCAAGUCACGCCGGAGCUGCAAGAACCUACAGAAGAGUCUUCACCUUCAUUUGAGCUAAGAGAUCCAUUAGCUGACACGAAAUCAGUGGAAGCAGAGAAAGAAGAUUUCAUGGAGCGCUCACCAACGGAUCACCAGAUUUCAGAAGCAGAGGCUACGAAUCCUUUUGAAAAAGUCACAUCUGAUGAACAGUUCGAUGGAAAGGACGUCCAAGACAUUCCUGCUAUUGGAAUAGAUCCCUUUAUGGAAUCUCCCCACCAGGAAGAAGCCACUAAAUUGGAAGAGCCAGUCCCUAGCGAGGAAUCUCCGGUCAAAUCGGAAGGAGAGAGUACUACGCCUGUGUCAGACGAGGUCACUUCUGAGGAGCAGAGUCAGGAAGUAGCCGAGGUUUGUUAUAUUAAGGGGGAUGAAAGUAUGGAGGAAACCUCAACUUCCGAGAACAAAGUAAGGAUUUUAGAAGAAGCAGCUAAACCUGCAGAACUACAAGCCACGCCUGUAAUGGAAGAAGCCAAGUCUGUAGAAGCAGAAAUGGAUUCUGUAGAGGCAGAAGCUAAGGUUGCUUUGGAAGACGUUCAGUCCGUAAAGGAAAAAUCUACCCCCGCGAACGAAGACGUCAUGCCUGUAGAAGAAGAAUCCAAGUUUACAGAGGAAGGAGUGAAGCCACCUGAGACAGAUGCCAUGCCCUCAGAGGUACAAAUGCAGAUUGCAGAGGAAGAAGGCCAAACUUCAGAGGAAGAAGUCAAACCGGUUCAGAAAGAAGCCAAGCCUGCAGAGGUCUAUGCUUUUAUGCUUACCGACGAAGGAGUACCGCCCGUAGGGGAAGAAGCCAAGUCCACAGAGGAGGAAAUGAAGUCUUUAGAGGAAGUAAAGCCUUUAGAGGUAGAGGCUAGGCUUGCGGAGGUAGAAAUAAAGAAUACAGAGGUAGAAGGUAAGGCUGCAGCGGAAGACGUGCGGUCCUUAGAGGAAGAAGUCAAACCUGUUGAAAAAGAAGCCAAGCCUGUAGAAAUCUAUGCUCUUAAGCUCACUAACGAAGAAGUAACACCUGUAAAGGAAGAAGCCAAAUCUACAGAGGAAGAAGUCAACUCUUUGGACAAAGAGGUAAAGCCUGCGACGGUGGAGACCAGGCCUCGUGAGCCAGAAACCAAACCUUCAGAGGAAGAAACCAAACCUUCAGAGGAAGAAACCCAGCCUCCAUUGGAAAAAACCAAACCUUCAGAGGAAGAAACCCAACCUCCAUUGGAAGAAACCAAACCUUCAGAGGAAGAAACUAAACCUCCAUCGGAAGAAACCAAACCUUCAGAGGAAGAAACCAAACCUCCAUUGGAAGAAACCAAACCUUCAGAGGAAGAAACCCAAACUCCAUUGGAAGAAACAAAACCCUCAGAGAAGGAGGUUAAACCUGUUGAGAAAACAGCCAAGCCUGCAGAGACCCAUGCUUUCCCAACAGACAAGAAGACAGACAAGAUUACGAAAACUAAGUCCCAAUCAGUUGGCGCAAAAUCGGCCAAGUCUCCUUCUAAAGCAGCCCCAUCAACAGGGUUAGCUGCAGCGAAAAAACAACCCGGAGCCACAAAGCCUUCAAGUGGAACAUCUAGAAAAGAUGUCAAAGCUCCAGUUACUAAAGCACCAGCAUCCAAGCCUUCUGCUGCUACUAAGGCGCCGGCGACGAAGUCGACAACCACCACCACCCCAAGCACAAAGAAACCCAUUGGUAAAGCGGCAGCAACUAAGACAGAUGAAAUAAAGAAACCAGAGAGACCGAAAAGUGCAUCGACAGCUCGUCCUCCGACAAAGUCCAGUGUUACUGGUACCACUCGUCCUGCAAGUGCAUCGCCUCACAAAGUUCCAGCUUCCACCACGAAACCACCCGCCCGUAAGGCCCCUGGGGUAGAUUCCACUGACUCUGGGACACCGAAAAGUGCACCAAAAACUACUGCUGGUAGGCCAGCAUCCACCAAACUAACACAGGUUAAAACGAGUUCGCCUGCAACGAAACCCACAGCAACAAAGCCAAGCCGACCUCAGAGUGCAAAACCUAGCGACAAAACAGACGGUGCAACCAAGACACCUAACUUACGACCACAGAGUGCAAAACCAAAGUCGACCACUACGACUACAACUACUGUAAAAAAGACAACAACCACUACUAAGACUGGCACUGCUCCUCUGAAGACUAGUACCACAAAAACUGUGACAGGAGUUAAGAACGGCCCAGUCAAAUCGUCCACUACAACCACAAGACCUACAAAACCUUCCUUGACAACUAAAACUGCUGCCAAGCCCACGACGGCCAACUUGAAAUCAAAACCGGGUGUGAAAACCAGUACAGCAGGUGCGAAACCGUCCACAAAAUCUCCGCCAAAGAAGAAAGUAGACGAGGCAAAAGAAAAACAGAAACAGAUAAAACUGGAUGAAUCCGUGUCCAAGGAGGAAAAGAUAGUCGAGCUUGAAGAUACGGAAAAAGAAAAGCCCCCUGAAAUUGUCGAAGUUGUUUCAGAGGAAAGACCUAUAGAAGGAAGUUCCGAAGGGAAAUUGAUUGAAUUAACACCUGUUUCAGCCUACGAACAAGCUUCCCCGUCGGCCGAAGUCUCAUCGGAGGGUGUAGUCACACAGAUCGUCACAAGCCAAACGACGACCGUUGUUGCAGACGGCGAAGAACAAACGGCAACUACAACAAAUGAGGAAUUUACCUUUGAACAGUUUGAAGGAGAAAGUUAAGGCUGUUUAGUACUUAGAACUGUAGAGCCAAGGAAAUUCUAAUUUUGCGAGCCCUUCGUAGUUCCAGUCAUGACAGGAAAGGUCGAAUCAGUCAGAUAAAAAAGGAACCAAGACCAUCUAAAUAAAGACCCCGGAAAGAACUAAUUGAUCUUAAAUUAUAUUUUUCCUGUUAAAACCACAAGAAGAGGCAUACGGAAAGCAAUGGUUUCUCCUAUUAGUAAGUUAAUUGCGAAUGUACAAUUCACAAAAGUAGCGUAAAUUUUUCUUAAGAAUCACUUAUUUCUUUUGUAAUUUGAAAAUUUCGUAGCCUCGUUAUUUAUAUCUUCGGAAUCAGAGGACUUUUCUUAUGUUCGAAACUCUUCUCUAAUGGUCGACCCGUGGUCACGGAAUUUAUUAAGACACGUGGUUUGAUAAUAAAGGGGUCUAAUUGUUCACAAAGGUAAAACCAACUAGUCUUGAGCGAGAGUAAGUGUUAAAAAUUUUCUGUAUUUAUACCAAGAUUUGCAUAGCCUUAACAAACGUGCAGUCUAGGGUGAACUUCGAACAGUUUCACGAGGAACAUGUAUCAUAAGAUGUGUGACAUUUUCAUAACCAGGGUAUUGUUGAAGAGUGUCCAUUUUUUCACAGAAGUGUCCUAUUUUCACAGUGUUCAUCAAUUGAAUUGCUACUAUUUAAGAAAAUUAACAUUUUUUCAAAUUGAUUUAGCUGAGACAGUUGGAGACACUUAUUAUGUGAGAGAACUUGAAAAACUGACAGGUUUGUGAAAAAUAGUUACAUAAAAAUAGGGAAAUAAUGUAUUUUGUGUUUUGUAAAUAAUAGAGAAAAGAAAGAUUUCGUAAAGUGAAUCAGAGAAUUAAAAAGAGUUAAUUUAAA
Molecule: messenger RNA, 7289 nt
Organism: Stylophora pistillata
Lineage: Eukaryota; Metazoa; Cnidaria; Anthozoa; Scleractinia; Pocilloporidae
Biological process (GO): actin crosslink formation
Cellular component (GO): actin filament
Molecular function (GO): microtubule binding; cytoskeletal adaptor activity; actin filament binding
Source: RefSeq, a predicted model, not a curated record